AUGCUGAUGUCCUCAGCGAGAGACGGGUUGAGGGGGGGUUGGGCUGGGCUUAAUUCCAAGAAAUUAAAGAAAAAGAAAGCUGGUUUGUUUAAUGUGAUUAUAAUGAAUGCCGUGGUCGUUCUCUUCAUUGCCUCUUUAUUGAUCCUGGGAACUUCCCAGGCAGAUGCAGAAACUUUUAUCAUGAAGAAUCGUCACCUUUUGAGCGAUACAAAUGGAAGAGGUGUUGCAGCAAACAAAGGAAAUUCUCAAGGAACCGAGAAAAAUACUAAAAUGAACUUCGACUCGAGCAAAGGUGCGAAAAGCGAGGAUAAUGACAAUGAUGAUGAUGACGAUACGAGUUCUGGAACAGAUAAUCAUCGCUAUUUCCCCGACCAGGAUAGACCUACUCACAACCCACCGCGUCACUCACUUUAGGAGCGCGGCGUCCCAUUAGGAUGCAAAUCCAUGCAAAUCUAUAAUAGUGUGAUUGCUUGUAAAAAUAUGAAACUACUCAUUAUAAGUUGGCUGAACUUAUCAUAGUUGUAAGUACCAUAUGGCACGUUGAAGUUCGCAAGGUUUGAAUUAUAAAUUUGUAUAAUAUUAUGCUUGUUUUCAUGUUAGAUUGAAAUCUAGCUUGUUGAAGUACAAGUUUGCUUUGUAUCAUAGGUAUCUUAAAUAAAUGUUGGCAUGGAUUUCUGUUUCGUUUUAAA
Messenger RNA from Olea europaea var. sylvestris, 689 nucleotides. RefSeq lists its product as uncharacterized. The transcript has 3 exons. The record is from RefSeq and is a predicted model, not a curated record. NCBI's taxonomy places the organism in Eukaryota, Viridiplantae, Streptophyta, Magnoliopsida, Lamiales, Oleaceae. Bases 1 to 414 code for a protein of 137 amino acids.